AUGCGUGGUGAGCAACGAGAGGACCAUCUAAAGAAAGGAUCAAAUGUUUCACCAUAUGAGGCGUUACUUGCUGGCUCAAUCGCGGGUGGGGUUUCUAGAGCAAUCACUGCUCCUCUAGAUACCAUCAAGAUACGACUACAGUUGGAGACACGAAGUUUUCAUCAACGACAGUCCAUUUCCACAGUGGUUAAAAGCUUGCUUAAAAAUGAGGGUGUUAUUGCCUUGUGGAAGGGUAACGUACCUGCCGAAAUCUUGUACAUAUUGUAUGGUGGGGUUCAAUUCACAUCAUACUCUAUUUUGAGUUCCAACCUUUCUCGGCUUGAGCAACACUACAGAUUCAGUUUAUCACCAGCAAUACACUCAAUGGUGGUUGGAGCAGGAGCGGGAUUGGCAAGUACGCUAGCAACUUAUCCAUUUGACUUACUACGGACAAGGUUAGUAGCAAACAAAGAAAGGGACCUAGUUUCAAUGAGGAGUGCAAUUCAGCAAAUCCUCAAAUCUGAAGGAAUAAGUGGAAUGUUUGCUGGAAUAAGGCCUGCUAUUAUUUCAGUUGCAUCCACUACCGGACUCAUGUUUUGGUCAUACGAGUUAGCAAGAUCGUUUUCACAAGAGUACAGAAAUAUCCCAUUUAUAGAGGGCAUUUGCGGAUUCAUAGCGGGUGUAACUUCAAAGGGUAUAACAUUUCCAUUAGAUACUUUAAGAAAGAGGUGUCAGGUUUAUGCUGUUGUCCAUGGAACCAAGCCAGUAGGAGCAAUGCGACUUUUCUUUGAUAUUAUCAAACAAGAGGGUGUUUUAGGUCUAUACAAAGGUUAUGGAGUUAGUAUAUUGAAAACAGCUCCUACUAGUGCGUUAUCGUUAUGGAUGUAUGAAUUUACCAUUUCCUUUAUGAAACACACACCAUUUUUAUAA
Messenger RNA from Lodderomyces orthopsilosis Co 90-125, 909 nucleotides. Its product is annotated as thiamine transporter. The record is from RefSeq and is a predicted model, not a curated record. The transcript has a single exon. The coding region runs from base 1 to 909 and encodes 302 amino acids. NCBI's taxonomy places the organism in Eukaryota, Fungi, Ascomycota, Pichiomycetes, Serinales, Debaryomycetaceae. Gene Ontology annotation, cellular component: mitochondrial inner membrane. Gene Ontology annotation, molecular function: thiamine transmembrane transporter activity. Gene Ontology annotation, biological process: thiamine pyrophosphate transmembrane transport.